CAUAAAAAGGCAUCAUUCAACAAACCCAAAAACAAACCACUAUCUCACUCUUUCAUCAUCAUAACCAAAAACCACACAAAAACUAAAACAAAGGAUCACAUUUGUUGGAAAAUAGGCUAAAGAAAAAAAUGUUUAGUCUUCAACUACACUCAACUUAUAGAAUCAUAUUAGCUUUGAGACUCUCUUAUCUUCUAAUUUUCAUUUCAUCACUUCCUAAUUCUCAUAGCUAUCCUUCAAGAACUCACAUCACAAUCUAUGCAAGCUGCUCACAAGAAAAAUACCAACCAAACACACCCUUUGAAAUCAACCUCAACAACUUUCUAUCAUCAGUUGCAACAUCAUCAUCCGAAGUUACUUACGAUACUUUCUCGAUUGGAAACGGAACCUCAACAACACAAGAUGGAGCUGUUUACGGUUUAUACCAAUGUAGAGGUGAUUUGCAUCCAAUUGAUUGUUCAAAAUGUAUUGGAAGAUCUGUUAAUCAAAUAAGCUUGGUUUGUCCUUAUUCACUUGGUGCUUCUUUGCAACUUCAAGGUUGUUAUGUAAGAUAUGAACAUAGUGGUGAUUUUCUUGGUAAAUUGGAUACAAGUAUUAGGUAUAAGAAAUGUAGUAAAGAUGUGAGUAGUGAUGUUGAGUUUUUUCGACGUAGAGAUGAUGUUCUUGAAGAUUUGCAAACGGCGAAUGGAUUUAGAGUUAGUAGUUCUGGAUUGGUUCAAGGGUUUGCACAAUGUUUAGGUGAUUUAAGUGUAUCAGAUUGUUCAACUUGCUUAGUUGAUGCAGUUGGUAAGUUGAAGAGCUUAUGUGGAUCAGCUGCAGCUGCUGAUGUAUUUUUGGGACAAUGUUAUGCUAGGUAUUGGGCUUCUGGUUACUAUGAUGAAUCAGAUUCCCACAACAAUGAUCAAGUGGGGAAAUCAGUUGCAAUUAUUGUGGGAGUAUUUGGGGGUCUAGCAGUUCUAGUUGUCCUUCUCUCAAUUUGCAAAAAAGCAGCUGGCUAGGUGAUAUAUGAAGGGACAAUCAUCAAGAAAGAUCUUAAAAUGUUUGUUAAUUUUAGUGAAAUCCUGCUUUUUCUUUUUGAUCAAAUUAAUAUUUUUACUUUUGACAAAAGAAAGUGGGAGUUAUCUUUUUGUUUGAAAAGUAGAAAUAUUAUAUUCAUCAACAUUGAAAUGGCUCCAUAUUGUCUUGCCUUUUUGAUGUCCAAUAAAACCCAUCAUCAUUCAUUUAAACAUUUUAAAUGCAUUUCUA
Trifolium pratense (red clover) is the source of this 1242-nucleotide messenger RNA. Its product is annotated as plasmodesmata-located protein 8. The record is from RefSeq and is a predicted model, not a curated record. Gene Ontology annotation, cellular component: plasmodesma. The transcript has 3 exons. Lineage: Eukaryota; Viridiplantae; Streptophyta; Magnoliopsida; Fabales; Fabaceae. The coding region runs from base 129 to 995 and encodes 288 amino acids.